Messenger RNA from Abrus precatorius (Indian licorice), 2288 nucleotides. RefSeq names its product probable amino acid permease 7. Gene Ontology annotation, cellular component: plasma membrane. The coding region runs from base 186 to 1574 and encodes 462 amino acids. NCBI's taxonomy places the organism in Eukaryota, Viridiplantae, Streptophyta, Magnoliopsida, Fabales, Fabaceae. The transcript has 7 exons. The record is from RefSeq and is a predicted model, not a curated record.
UUGUAUUUUGUAUUAACGGGGCUGAUCUUACACAAACGCAAGCCAAUUGAAGGAAAAUCAAAAUCUGAACGGUUCUUCAGUGAAAGAAUCUGAGUUCUUCUAAAUGAGGUGAGUGAGAGGUGAGAGGUAGAAGCAGGGAAUCAGUUUCAACCAGCGUUUGAAUUUUGGUAAUCUGAUCGUAAACCAUGAAACAAGAAGGUUCCACAACUGACAGCACCCCUUUAUUGGAGGCCCAAUAUGCAGAUUUUGGGGUCAAAAGAACUGGCACAGUAUGGACUGCAGUAGCACACAUAGUGACAGGAGUGAUAGGGUCAGGAGUGUUGUCUUUGGCAUGGAGCAUUGCACAGCUUGGAUGGAUUGGAGGCCCUCUCACUAUUCUUCUCUUUGCUUCCAUCACUCUUCUUUCUGCUUUUCUUCUUAGCAACACAUAUCGUGCACCUGACCCUGAAUAUGGCCCCCAAAGAAGCUCCUCCUACCUUGAUGCUGUUAAUUUGCAUAAGGGAGCAGGUAACAGUCGCUUCUGUGGUGUUUUUGUGAACAUUAGCUUAUAUGGUUUUGGAAUUGCUUAUAUCAUUACCGCAUCUAUCAGCUUAAGAGCAAUCCAAAAAUCAAACUGUUACCAUAGUAAAGGAAAUGCAACAGCAUGUGAAUUUGAGGAUUCAUAUUUCAUGCUUAUUUUUGGGGCUGUCCAAGUUGUUCUCUCACAGAUACCAAACUUUCAUAACAUUCAAUGGCUGUCGAUUCUUGCAGCAGUUAUGUCUUUUGCUUAUGCUUUCAUAGGAAUGGGACUUUCCAUUGACAAAGUUGUAGAAAAUGGGCAUGCUGAUGGUAGCAUUGAGGGAAUCCCUACGUCAAGUGGAACUGAAAAAUUAUGGCUGGUUGCUCAAGCACUUGGUGACAUCGCAUUCUCCUACCCAUUCUCAGUAAUUCUUAUAGAAAUACAGGAUACAUUGAAGUCCCCUCCACCAGAAAACCAAACCAUGAGAAGGGCCUCAACAAUAUCAGUCAUUGUCACAACAUUUUUCUACCUUUGUUGUGGGUGUUUUGGAUAUGCAGCCUUUGGUAAUGAUACACCAGGAAACCUUUUAACAGGGUUUACAUCCUUUAAGCAACCAUGGCUUGUAGACUUUGCCAAUGCCUGUAUAGUGAUUCACCUUGUUGGUGCAUAUCAGGUGUAUAGCCAGCCACUUUUUGCCAAUGUUGAGAAUUGGCUUCGUUUCAGGUUCCCAGACAGUGAAUUUGUGAAUCACACAUACUCCUUGAAACUCCCAUUACUGCCAGCUAUUCCACUGAAUCUUCUCAGGCUCUCUUUUAGAACUGCAUAUGUUGUGUCAACAACUGUGAUUGCAAUGGUCUUUCCCUAUUUCAAUCAGAUAUUGGGAGUUUUGGCUGGCAUAAUCUAUUAUCCCUUAACCAUAUAUUUUCCCGUGGAAAUGUACUUGAGUCAAGCCAAUAUUGAAGCAUGGACUGGUAAGUGGGUGAUGCUUAGGACAUUUAGCGUUGUAGGCUUUGUGGUGGGAUUGUUCACUCUUGUUGGAUCCAUUGAAGGAAUAGUUACUGCAAAACUAAAUUGAGAUUAUGGUUGUAAUUGCGGAAUUAGAUUACGGUUGCCUUUUUAUUUUUAUUUUUUGCACUUUCUUUGAAAGCCAGUAUUAAACAUAGGAUAGUGGCCUAUUAGUGACCCUCUCAUUUUGAUAGCAAGCAUUAAGAAUUAAGCAUGGAACAUUGAUGAAUUCAAGGUUUAGCUGUUUUUCCUGUUAAGGUGUAGGCACUAAAGAUGCGUGAUUGAGUUUGCAAAAGCUUAAAAUUGCAUUUGUUUCUUGAAAUAAACUUGAGAAGCUAGCUAGUUUCAUCUGUAAUACUUUGUUGAGACACAAAUUGUAGUCUUGGUCAUGGAAGAACAAAGUUGAGAAGGCCCGGUUAUUGAUCGUUUAACCACACCUUCAUUGUACUCCAGAAUAAAUGAACUUCAUUCUACUUUCAGUGUUUCAAUUUUUGAGUUCCCCCCUCGUUUUAGAAGUUUCAUUGACACAAGAUGUUAGCUAAACUAAUGGGAGAGGAAACUACAAAACAGGAUCAUUAAUUCUAUGAGUAGAAUGUUAGAGACCAGGAGCAUGUUUGAUUUUCCUUUUAAAAGCAGUUUUCUGUUUUUAAAAAUAAAUUGUAGUAUAAAUUUAUACUACAUUUUAUUUUUAAAAACAGAAUAGAAGGAAAAUCAAACAUAUUAGGAUUCUUAAGUUCAGUAAGAAAGGAAUUUUAUAUGAUUUGGCGAAUCUUAACGUUAUUUU